AUAAAUUUGAGAAAUUUUUUGAUGAAGUUUUAUUGUAUACGUGGUAAAAACGCACACCGAAACAUGUUCACGAACUAAUUAAAGCUGUUGUGUGAAACCUGUUUUUAGUGAUUAUUAAUGAAAUAUAAGUUUUAGUUAGUGAUACUUGUUAUGGAAAACCAGUGCCUUAUUAAUACUGCGUGGAGAAUGGAUAAGUUGAAGUUGCAAGGUAAAUUUUUUGUUGUUUUUUGCUGCGAUUUUGGGGUUAGGUGGAAAUUUGAAUUCGAAUUUGGCGCCACGGUAUUUCCGGUGUGAAUAUGGCAGAUGUGGAAAAAGGGUUUUAAAGGUUACAAAUGGAUUAUUCACGGGUUUUUUUGUUCGAUAGAGUUGCAAUAUGGUGUAAUCGUUGAUUUUCCACCAAGUUUGAGAGGUUGGAUUGUGUGGUAUUUGUCUGGUGGUCGAAUUUAAUAAUGACAUUUCGGCCAUUACGUUUCCGGUGUAUAUGACUAGUACACGCGGCGAGCAUCGAGCAGCUGAAAGUUUGGGAGCCGUAAUUUCUCACGAGAAAAGUUUAGUUUAAGUGUUUAUGUUGUGAGUAAAAUUAAGGAAAUAAUGUCUAACAGUGCGGCGCCGGACAGUUGGGAAUCGCAGGCCGACAAUUCGCCCGACAAAAAUUCGGACGUGACAUCCAGCUUUUCCACGUUAAACGUGAACGCCGUUGAAUUUGUGCCUUCUUUUUCCUUCGCUAAAUCUCCCGUAACGACAGAAAAUACGCCGCCGGACUCGUCGCAAGACUCGUCAGACUCGUCCCCAAGACAUGCCCCCGUUUUAAACGGAACAAGUAGCGGCGCCGAGGGCACGGAACGCGUGGAAGUGAAAGAGCCGCCACCCAUCCCGCCGGCCGACGGCGACGCAGCGGCGGCCAAAACGGCGGCCAGCACCCCGUCCUCGACCCCCACCACGCCCAGCGAACAGCCCGCGACGGCGCCCGCCGCCGAGCCGACGACAGAGGAGGCCGACAGCGGAGGCGGCGGCUCCGCCGGCGGCGGAGGCGGCGGCGGCGGCACGUGGGAGGACGCGGCCGACGACGACAGCGCGUCGGGGGGCGGCGCGGCCAGCGGCACGCAGACGCCGACGGGCGGCAGCGAGCACGGCACCGGAAACGCCGCCACGACGCCCGACGAGGACGACGAGCCGUCGAGCGAGGAGGCCCCCGUGAAGGUGGUCAAGAAGAAGAUGGUCAAAGAGGAGGUGUUCAAAGAGAAGAAGGAGCACGUGAACGUGGUCUUCAUCGGCCACGUGGACGCCGGCAAGUCCACCAUCGGCGGACAAAUCAUGGCUCUGACCGGCAUGGUGGACAAAAGGACCCUGGAAAAGUACGAACGAGAAGCGAGAGAAAAGAGCAGGGAAUCGUGGUACCUCAGCUGGGCUUUGGACACCAACCAAGAAGAAAGGGACAAAGGAAAGACCGUCGAGGUGGGUAGGGCGUUUUUCGAAACGGAAAAGAGACAUUUCACGAUUCUGGACGCCCCAGGACACAAAAGUUUCGUGCCUAACAUGAUCGGCGGUGCUGCGCAGGCCGACUUGGCUGUACUAGUUAUAUCUGCGCGGAAAGGUGAAUUCGAAACUGGAUUUGAUAGGGGCGGUCAGACAAGGGAGCACGCCAUGUUGGCCAAAACGGCCGGCGUGAAGUACCUGGUGGUUCUGGUGAACAAAAUGGACGACCCGACGGUGAACUGGGAGGAAUCCAGAUACGUGGAGUGUAGGGAUAAAAUUUUGCCGUAUCUGAAAAAGUUGGGUUUCAACUACAACAAGGACCUGUUCUUCCUGCCUUGCUCCGGCCAGACCGGGCAGGGCUUGAAGGACCCCAUCGAGGAGAAAAUCUGCCCGUGGUGGAAGGGCCCCCCUUUCAUACCGUUCAUCGAUAGUUUGCCGUCGUUGAACAGGAAAGCCGACGGUCCGUUCAUCAUGCCCAUCGUGGACAAGUACAAGGAUAUGGGUACGGUGGUGAUGGGCAAGGUCGAGUCGGGGGAGUGCCGAAAAGGACAGAGCUUGGUCAUCAUGCCCAACAGGACGCCCGUGAUUGUCGACAUGCUGCUCAGCGACGACGACGAGGUGAGCAGGGUGGUGCCGGGCGAGAACGUGAAGAUCAAGAUCAAGGGCGUGGAGGAGGAGGACGUGAGUCCGGGCUUCGUGCUGUGCGACGCCAUCCAACCCAUCCGCACGGGGCGCAUCUUCGACGCGCAGCUCGUCAUCCUCGAGCACAAGUCGAUCAUUUGCGCGGGCUACAGCGCCGUGAUGCACAUCCACUGCGCGGCCGAGGAGGUCACCGUCAAAGCCUUAAUCUGUCUGGUGGACAAAAAAACGGGCGAUAAGAGCAAAACGAGACCGCGGUUCGUCAAACAGGACCAAGUGGCCAUAAUGAGAAUAGAAUGCGCGGGCGUGAUCUGUCUCGAGCCCUUCAAACUGUUCCCGCAAAUGGGCCGAUUUACACUUAGAGAUGAAAAUAAGACAAUUGCAAUUGGAAAGGUACUAAAACUGGUGGAAUAAGUUGUUUGCUAUAGACUGUAGUCCUAAACUCAAUAUUUUAACCGAUAAACCAACAAAAACUAUACAACAAAAAUCGAACUGAAGAGUGGACAUAAAAAAACAAAUAAAAUCAUCAAAAAACUUAACAAAAUAAAUAAUAGAGAGAGGUGAAGGUUGAUCAACGCCCCCCACAAAUAAUAGAAAACUGUUUUGUCCACAAUGAAUUGAAUCGAGUAUUUUUCGAAAAUACGCAAAAAUUAAAUUUUUUUAUUGAUAUAAAAUGGUGCUGCCUCAACCUUUUUUAUAAGCCAAACUGUUAAGAAAUUAUUUAUAUUGGAUUAUUUCACAUUAUUAUUAUUAUUAUUUUAUUUUUUUCUCAAUUGUAAUAUAUUCUAUGGUAUGGUGUACCUUUUUUUAUUAUUUAUGCGCGAUCUUAUACUUUUUGCGAAAACUACAAAACAAAAAGCAACAACUUCAGCCAUGUGUUGAAGUUUUGUUGGGUAAAGUUUUGUAGUUUUUGAAACAUUUACAAUCGUAACCUGUUUGGCGCCAAAAUCGCAGCUUACGAUAAUCAAAAUUGUGUAAAAAUCAUUUUUUAUCCCGAUAAUCUAAAUUGGGAUUUUAGCUUUUGACAAAAAGUUUAAGAUUGUUGGUUCCAUUUAAUUUAUAAUUUUCUGCUCAAAAAUAAAGGGUUACAUUAUUAAUUUUGGUCCUCUGAAUGUGUGGUUAAACAUUGAACAUCGUUGACAAAAUCAAAAUUGGUCGUUUUUUGUAUUGCAAAGUUUUCCUGGAUAAACAUCGAUUGUUGAAUUGGUAUUUUUGUAUUUAUUUGUUUUGUUUGCAUAAAUAAAUGUUUUGUUAAACUUUGCAUUGUAAAAUGAACGAUAUUUUGAAGAACAAUAGUUUAAAUAUGGUGCUUCAAAGCGAAAAAUAAAGGUUUUUUCCCCUAAACAUGGCCUAUUUUUUACUGAUAAAAGAACAGACAACACCUUGGAGCUGCAAAAAAACUCUAUUUUUUAACAUAUUUAAACUGAAAACAAAAAGGGGGAAAAUUUAGGAAUUACAAGUAAAAAAACGUUAAUAAAAAGAAAAGUAACUGCCUUUAACUCCCAGUUAUAUACAUUUUUGAAUAACUUCUUGAAAAUUGACUGUACAUAAGAGAAGCUUAUAAAUGUCACAAUGUGACCUAUAAGAAAAAAUUAUAUUUGCUUACGUUGUAAUUUUUGCAAAAACAACAGUUUUUUGUUAAAUUUAAGUUUUAAUCCUUUUAUUAAUUAUUAAGUGAGUAACCAAGAAAUGUUGCUAUCAAUUUUAUAUAUUCAAUAAAAUGUAAAAUUGC
Molecule: messenger RNA, 3847 nt
Organism: Brassicogethes aeneus
Lineage: Eukaryota; Metazoa; Arthropoda; Insecta; Coleoptera; Nitidulidae
Source: the annotation of a GenBank genome assembly